Morchella importuna is the source of this 1266-nucleotide messenger RNA. RefSeq lists its product as uncharacterized. The record is from RefSeq and is a predicted model, not a curated record. The coding region runs from base 1 to 1266 and encodes 421 amino acids. The transcript is spliced from 7 exons. NCBI's taxonomy places the organism in Eukaryota, Fungi, Ascomycota, Pezizomycetes, Pezizales, Morchellaceae. Gene Ontology annotation, molecular function: metal ion binding.
AUGGAGCGACUAGACCGGGUGAAAGCCCAACAAGCUGAAACUAUGGAGUUCAUUGAAGAACUUGUCCGACAGAAUAUGAAACUGGCUGCAGAAGUGGAUGAGAAGACUUUGGAUUUGGAUUCUAUGAAAACAUCGUGUCGUGCGACACAGAGAGAGUUAAACAUGAUUCAAUCUAAACUUCACGGAAUUCGCAAAAAUAGAUAUGUAAUUGUUUUGAUAGACGGUGAUGGCAUGAUCUUCAAAGACAAUCUUCUAUCCCAGGGAAAGUCCGGUGGUACUGAGGCAGGAAGGCUUCUUCUCCAGGAAAUUACAAAAGAGGUCCAGUCUGAAUUUCCGGACGAAUCGAUUGAUGUUCACGUUAAGGUUUUCGCCAAUCUUUACAAACUGGCUACAGUCCUCUAUGUCGCAGAUCGUGUUGAGGGCCUAAGCAGUGAUGGGAAGGAGAUGGUUGAUAGUCGAGUUAGGGCGGAGCUCACAUGGAAUCUGAACAACUAUAACUGCGUUAAAGUUAUUCUUGGUGCAUCUCAUGAUAACGGCUACGCCCGAACAUUGAGCUCCAUCUCCUCUGAUGGAAAUACUGAGAAAGUCCUCUUGAUAGAGGGAACGCCCUUUGCGAGCGAAGUCAGGAAACUCCAGUUCCCGUGCACAAAAUACACUCACAUCUUCGAAUCUCAAAAGCUCGAGGUCCCACCAAGGCCAACAUCAUCAAGAUCUACUGACUCCCCUACGCGGGGCAAUGGUUCAUAUGUCCAAGUUGCUACCAACAGUGUCACUACUACCAAUACCACUACAAAAGUUACAGGAUCAUAUGCAACUGUUGCGGUAUCAAAUAACAAUUAUGCAGCGCCGGCCUUUGUGAAACCAAAGACUUUGUUCAUUGGCUCAUCAACGAAGAAUUCGAAAUUGGCUCCGCCGGUCCAUCAUCAGGCUGCACUCGCACGCCUCAAGACCCUGCAGCCACCCCCAUGUAACGAUUAUUACCUGGUUGGCUCGUGCUGGAAGGAAUCUUGCUUCUUCUCCCACAAACAUGAACUGAGCCAUAUCGAGAUUCAGGCAAUGAGAAACAGGGUUGGAUUGACUCGUUGCGAGUUCGGCCAGGGAUGUAUUAAUGAGGAGUGUUAUCGGGGUCAUACUUGCCAGAGUGUUCGCGCUGGAAAAUGUGUUCGCCCGAAUUGUCCCUUCUUGGAUAAUGAGCACCCUCCUGGAGCGUUCUGGGGGACCCAAAGAAUAUUUAAGAAAAGGUCAAAGAGGUAUCAGACAUGGUAG